Messenger RNA from Impatiens glandulifera, 1567 nucleotides. RefSeq names its product transcription termination factor MTERF4, chloroplastic-like. Gene Ontology annotation, cellular component: chloroplast. Gene Ontology annotation, molecular function: double-stranded DNA binding. Lineage: Eukaryota; Viridiplantae; Streptophyta; Magnoliopsida; Ericales; Balsaminaceae. Bases 211 to 1443 code for a protein of 410 amino acids. The record is from RefSeq and is a predicted model, not a curated record. Gene Ontology annotation, biological process: chloroplast organization; regulation of DNA-templated transcription. The transcript has a single exon.
UUUCCCCUUUUUAUCUUUCUCAUUUCCUGGAUGGAGAAAAUCCUUCUGCCCUAAUGUUUCUAGGGUUUCAUUCAUUUGGCAUCCGGCGAUGAACUUGCGAAUUGUGUAUCUUUAGAACUAAAGACGCUUGCUUUCUUCAGUUCAGUCUUCAAAUCUGGUUAGCAUCUCCCUCCUAUUUUUCGGGUUUAUGCAUAUGAACUAGAUUUUAAAAUGGCGGCGAUGUUUCAUUUAGUUAGCAAGAGGUUGCAUCAUUUCCUCAAACCUAUUUCCGCUUCAACUACGAAUCAUGUCUAUUUGUUUUCGUCUUCAUGCGUAAACUCCACCCAUUUAUCCGAUGAACAUCCCCCACUCAUGAACCUCUUUAAAUCCCAUGGAUUAACUCAUACGCACAUUAAAAAUCUAAUUACUGAUCAUCCCGGCAUUCUUCAAGCCGAUUUAGAGAAUACCCUUAAGCCGAAUAUAGAAUUACUUUCUUCCCUAGGGAUUUCUCACUUAAAUCUCGAGAAAGUUAUCAGCUUAAGACCACGAAUUCUUUUCGUUGAUAUCCUGCAAGUUGUUGAACUCUUCAGGGCUUAUUGUUUCAGUGAUAAUCAGAUUUCUACUAUUAUAAUGAAGUAUCCUGUUCUAUUGACAUACAAGCCAGGGAAAUACUUGAAACCUAAAUUGGAUUACCUAAUUUCAAUUGGUUUGUCUUCUGAAGAUAUCAGUAGAUUAGUUCUUGCAGAGCCUACUAUCUUAACAAGAAGCCUUGAGAAUCAGUUGAUGCCGUCUGUUGAGGUCAUUAGGAGAGUGGUUGGAUCCGAAUCUAGAGUCCUUAAAGCGAUAAAAUCGUGUCAUCGUUUGUUGGGUUAUAACCUUGAGAAAGUUCUAGAAGGGAACAUAACUAUCUUGACAAAUCAUGGUGUUCCUAGAUCGAUAGUUGAUAAACUGUUCUAUAUUCACAUGAACACUCUUUUGAAUAGUAACGGUAGACUUACAAAAGUGGUGGUUAGAGUUUCUGAUUUGGGUAUUAGUCCGAAGACAAACACUUUCAUUUUAGCCACUCGGGUUUUGUCAUCCAUAAGCGAUUCUGUGUGGGAAAGGAAGAAAGAUGUUUAUUCUAGUUUUGGUUUGUCUGAAGAGAACCUCAUCACCCUUUUCAAAGUGCUUCCUUCUUGUAUGCUGAUAUCGGAGAAGAAAAUCAACAAGAUGAUGAAUUUCUUGUUGAAUGAGAUGAAAUGUACGUUUCCUUGCAUUCUCAAGCAGCCUCUUGUACUGUUGCAUAGUUUCGAGAAGAGGAUUCUUCCAAGGUGGUCGGUUUUGAGGGUAUUAAUAUCGAAAGAUGUCAUUAAGAAAGAUAUUAGUUUGUUGUAUGCGAUGAGAAUUAGCGAGAAGAGGUUUUUCGAGAAGUUUGUGGUGAAGUAUGAGAAGGUUCGAGGCGAAAAGGUAGCUUUGCAAAGUUAAAAUUUGAGCUCCAUUUGUGGAGAGGUUUUCAUAUUUAGUAAUAACAAGGGCUAUUGAGAAAGCAACCUUUAGACAUUUUAUUUUUUUUUUUGUAUUUGAUUCAAUGUAUUUUAAGGCACUUUUU